AGCUACAUUCCAGGCACCUGCUACGCUAAUUAUCAUAACAGGUAUUUACUCAAAAUCAACAUUUUGUUUCGUACAUCUUAGUUUAUCUGCACGUCCCGGUUGUGAGAUGAACAUGCCAUAGCUACAACAUCUGAAGAUCUAUGAGGCCUUCAGCCAGGAGAGCUCUCCCAUGGAACAGGAAGUGAUGCCCAUAUACUCCUCCUCCCCCCCUCCGCUGGACGACGAAUCAGGGGGAGAGGAGGACGAUGACGAGUUUGGGGAUUUCUCUGGGGGUGUGGCAAUGCCAUCCAACCAGCCGUGUCCCUCCACAACAGACCCCGCCUCCCCCACCCCAUCAACAGUGCGCUUUAGUGUUAGUAACUCCUCCUCUUUCGCCGGAACUACCCAUAGCAACGGAAUCUCGAAACAGUUCAGAGCAGCUGACGACCUGAAGAAGCCACGGGCGCCGGUGGUGGACCAAUCACAGCCCGCUAAUACUGGGACCUCAGAGGUUGGCAGGGUUCGGCCGGGGUUGGAGGUCAAAGGGCAGCCCUGUCAUUGCGACCUCCCUGACCUCCCUCUCACUAAUGGGUUUACCAAGUGGCAUCACCAGGGAACCAUGUCUGCAGGUCUUGUACCGGCUGGCCUGUGCUCCCCCAGCCAGGAGCAGGGGUUUGCAGACUUCUCUGCGUUCGCCGAGCCAGAGAUGGAGCUGGAGCCCUGGUGCUGCGGCUUCACUCACACUCACAGUACGGAGCACAGGAAGGACGGCAGGAUGGAAGGGACAAACCUAACCAACGGUUUCUGCAAUGCACACUCGGUCCAGAAGGACAUAGAGCAGCGGGCCAGAAUAGAGCCUGGCGGGCCUGACUCUCAAUGUUUAGCACAGCAAGGGGACAGGGACUGCACUGGAGUCCAGCAACACUGUGAGCUAAGGGGCCACCCUCAAGACUCUGGCCUCUUAGCCACCACGGAGGUGCUUUGUGCUAGGGGUGAGGGGCUGGGGGAGCCUGGGGAGAGGGCACCCAGCAUCAACAGGGAUAGCAUGCUUACACAGGACCCAGAACUGGGAGGGAGGAGGGUGGAUGAGGAGGAAGAUAAGGAGAGCGAAACAGAGGACAGUGUCUCUCCUCUCCCCACCACAGUCAGUGGGUCAGUGAGUGAGGAGUUUUCCUCCUUUGGUGAGGCUGUGUCGUCAGACGCUUUGGAGGAGUUUGGGGACUUUGGCGAGACGGUCUUCACUCCCUCGUCAAUAGGGGAGGAGGAGAAGGAGAAAGAGGAGGUGCAGCGGAGUGACCUCAGGGAGGAGACCGAGACAAAGAUGGUGGAGGAGGAAGAGGUCCCUAGCCAGGAGGACUUUGCUGACUUCAACCAAUCAGAGUCCAGGACACAGGAGGGCUUUGGUGACUUUGACCAGGACUAUUCUGAGGACCCAGGUCCGACCCAGGCGUGUGGGGAGGAGGUUGGACAUGGAGACCUUCCCCUCAGCGACAGCUUUGCAGACUUCCACUCUGCUCCCCUGGAGGGGCAGGGUGAGAGGGAGGAGGGCUGGGGGGGGUAUGGGGACCAGAGAGGUCUGUUGGAGGGGGAGACCUGGGCAGAGUUUGGAGAGGAGGAUAGAGCCAGGCGGACAGAAGAGGCAGAGGAGAAGGGGGGAGAGAGUUUUCAGGGAGGUGCUGCUGUACGAAGGGACAGUCUGCAGGCCUCCCUGUCUAUCCGGCUACAGAGAGUCCUACAGACCAGCUUCUCUGCAGUGGCAGUCCCAGAACUGGAUCAGGAGAGGGAGGGGACUGGGUUGGUGGAGGAGGAGACUGUGGAGGAGACUGGGGAGGAGACGGGGAUGGAGGAGGAGGAGGAGGAGGACAGUGGGGCUGGGGUGUUGAAUGUACUCAGCCUCAGGGCUCUGCUAGAGACUCUAGACACACAGCCUGAGGAAGAGGAGACGAAGGGGCUCAACCACACUACACACUGGGUUCCUAGGGGCGCGUGGCGGCAGCCUCAGGACCUCCACGAUGCCGUGGGCCUGGGAUUCCAGUGGGGCGGUUCCCAUAGCAACAGGGCCCUGCUCCGCUGUCUGGGUAUGGACACCAGGAACAUGUUGUUCACUGGUCAGAGAAAGCAGCCUGUCAUAGUUCCUGUGUUUGCAGCCAGCCUGGGAAUGUUAGAGCCCACCAAAGAGCCACUGAGAGCAGCUUCAGCUGCGGAGAAGACUGCUGCAACAGCACUUCCUGGGUCACAGGAAACCACCACCACCUCGUCAAUAAAGCAGGGGGCCCCCCAGCCUUGGUCCCAGUUUGACUGGAGCAGCAGUGGCCUUGGCGUCAACCGUCUGGAUGGUACGUCCUCCCACUGAGCCCCCUACCUACAGGGCCAGAGAUGAGGCUGCUGUACACACUCUCCCCCUCUGACGCUGCUACCUGACUCCUGUUUCUCUCUUUGGUUCCAAUGUCCACACCAGCAUACUAGACUACCACCUAUAAUGAAGCAAUGUGUUGGACAUGCAUUCUAAGUAAGUGGUAUGCAAGUGUGAACUUUGGAACAUAGUCCCUAUCACUCUCCCUCUCCCCCCUCUCCAUCUCUCCUCUGCUCCUCUCUUCACAUUGAGGUCUCCCUCUAGAUGGUACUACUCAUUUUCAUGACUGUCUUUCCCUUUAAUUGUAUCUUGUACUGUGGAAUCCCAAGGCUCUCUCUCUAUACGUCUAACUUAACCGGCUACCUCAUCUGCCCUGUAUAGAGUGAUGCUAAUGAGGUUUCUCACUUGUUGUUACCCUUCAUCAUUGAUCCAAACACUGUUUCUUAUUGCACUGGGUGAGAGAUCUUUCAGUAUUAGUGGAGGGAAUGGAGCAAAGACAAGUCAAGUCAUAUAGAUGAAUGUGUGGUCAUAGCCUAAAGGGAAUCCCCCCAGUAGCUGCAUGUUGGUUGUAGUAGAAAUAAGCUCAUGUGAAAAAGCCUGAAAUCCAGACCUGUUCUGUACUAACAUUCCACUCCUUGUACUUUGUCAUAUGCCAAAAAUUAUGUUUGACAUGAAGUGGAAUAUUAGCACAAACAGACUGGUAUCCAGACUAGAGAAAGCCAGGAUCCUCUUACUAAUACCCAGGAUAGAGAAAGCCAGGAUCCUCUUACUAGUACACAGGAUAGAGAAAGCCAGGAUCCUCUUACUAGUACCCAGGAUAGAGAAAGCCAGGAUCCUCUUACUAGUACCCAGGAUAGAGAAAACCAGGAUCCUCUUACUGGUACCCAGGAUAGAAAAAGCCAGGAUCCUGUUACUAGUACCCAGGCUAGAGAAAGCCAGGAUCCUCUUACUAGUACCCAGGAUAGAGAAAGCCAGGAUCCUCUUACUGGUACCCAGGAUAGAGAAAGCCAGGAUCCUCUUACUAGUACCCAGGAUAGAGAAAGCCAGGAUCCUCUUACUGUUACCCAGGAUAAAG
Salvelinus namaycush (lake trout) is the source of this 3407-nucleotide messenger RNA. Its product is annotated as aftiphilin-like. Bases 170 to 2332 code for a protein of 720 amino acids. The record is from RefSeq and is a predicted model, not a curated record. The transcript has 8 exons. Gene Ontology annotation, molecular function: clathrin binding. Gene Ontology annotation, cellular component: AP-1 adaptor complex; trans-Golgi network membrane. Gene Ontology annotation, biological process: intracellular transport. NCBI's taxonomy places the organism in Eukaryota, Metazoa, Chordata, Actinopteri, Salmoniformes, Salmonidae.